AUGGAGCAGGAGCAACGGGAGGCCGAGGUCGUCCUUUUGGAUUUACGCCGCCGCGUGCGGAAUAAGGCGCUCGAGGAUGAACGCCUCGAGGCGAGCCUCCGCGCCUUCGACGACGCCCUCGACCUCCAAUCCCACGAGCUCGCCUUGGCGUACCAAAAAGACCAGGACACGAUUCGCCGGCGGUUCGCCGAGCUUCGCGAGAAGGUUCGUCACCUCCUCCAUCGCUCCCAUCGUUCACCUGCCUCUAGACAUACCCAUACGCCGCGAUCGAAAAUUCUGCAUUGA
Phytomonas sp. EM1 is the source of this 285-nucleotide messenger RNA. The record is from the annotation of a GenBank genome assembly. Lineage: Eukaryota; Euglenozoa; Kinetoplastea; Trypanosomatida; Trypanosomatidae.